This is a messenger RNA of Tremella mesenterica DSM 1558, 897 nucleotides long. RefSeq lists its product as uncharacterized. Lineage: Eukaryota; Fungi; Basidiomycota; Tremellomycetes; Tremellales; Tremellaceae. The record is from RefSeq and is a predicted model, not a curated record. Bases 1 to 897 code for a protein of 298 amino acids. Gene Ontology annotation, biological process: RNA processing. Gene Ontology annotation, molecular function: ribonuclease III activity. The transcript has 4 exons.
AUGUCGAAACCGGUUUUAAUACCCUUGGUCCCUCCGGUCGCACCUGCCACACCUGUCCCAGGCGCCAAGCCUGUCGACCCGCUAUGGGAGUUCAUCAAAAAUCCUCCCGGACUCCCCAACCUUCCCCAGAUUGCCGACGAGAAGAUUCGCACGAUCGCUAUCACUGAAGAAUCCUAUAGGGCUUCUGAUCCAAAGGCAGAAAAUUACACGAAAUUUGCACUCAUCGGAGAUGCCAUUCUCGAUCUUGUCGUGCUUCUAUUAUGUCACAAGACCAACCCUCAGCAGGGAAAUGGAGGUGCUACCGUCAUGAAGUUCCGAUUGACCAAUCAGACAAUAAUUGGGGCCAUUUCCUUCCUUUACGGACUCCCUUCGCGGGUCCUUACCAAUCCCCCCGACCUCGAAAAGAUUAAGGCUUCUGAGAGGAAUGCGGCUGAGAUGUUCGAAGCCCACAUCGGAGGUUUGUUCUUGGACCGACUCGGCGCGACGCACAGUCAAGGUCAAGCUUACGAAUUUGUGUCCGAGUGGCUCGAAGCUUUGUAUGAGCCGUUGGUCCAGAAAGCCUUCGAAACAGCGAAUGCUUUCGCUUUGAGUUCCGCCGCUCAAUUGCUUGUGGACAACGCUCCGGUCCACCUGGACGGUCUCAAAAACAAGAGAGGAGAUUUGACGGUCGAGUACAAGGAACGACAGAUCGUCACUCCUGUCGAGAAAGGAGAAAAAGGAAAACGCCCAGCUUUCGAAGUUAUCUGCGAUGUAGUGCAGAAGAACGGGAAGACAUGGUCCGCUGUGGAGGUCCGCCCUUCGAAAAAGGAUGCCAGGACUAUCGCGGCGUAUCGAGUCUUGCAAGACAUUCAGCGAGACUUGGGAAUCAUCCCUACCCCCUCGCCUAGUCCCUCGUGA